Rhopalosiphum maidis (corn leaf aphid) is the source of this 836-nucleotide messenger RNA. RefSeq lists its product as uncharacterized. The transcript has 9 exons. The record is from RefSeq and is a predicted model, not a curated record. Bases 92 to 721 code for a protein of 209 amino acids. Lineage: Eukaryota; Metazoa; Arthropoda; Insecta; Hemiptera; Aphididae.
UUUCGAUUAUUCGUCAUUCGAUUUAUUUGCUGGCACUGCGUCGAGUGAGUAUCCAUCAGAUUUGAUUGUAUCGAUCAAAUAUAGCAAUAAAAUGUUUUCAGCAACUUAUAAACAAAAAAUUCAAGCAUUAAUGAAUGAAAUUCAAGAGAUAAAACAAGCAUGUAAUGACGAAAUUGAAGACCUAAAAAACAAAAAUCGUACUCUUGUUGAUUUAACAUCGGUUCUCACCUCAGAAAAUGAAGCAUGUAAAGACGAAAUUGAAGAUCUAAAAAACAAAAAUUGUGUUCUUGUUGAUUUAACAUCGGUUCUCACCCAUGAAAAAAAUGAAUACGAAGACGAAGUUCAGCAGCUAAACAAAGAUAACCAUGAUCUGGUCUCUAAAAAUGAGGAAUAUGCAGAAGAAAUUCGUCAAUUGAAAAUGAAAAAUGGGCUUUGUACUAAAUUUGAAACUUCAAACAUUUAUAAUCGUCUUAAUUUGUCACCUAUCUCGGUGGAUAAAGAACAACACUGUACUGAAUGGUGGUGCCCAAAGCAUUCAAAUUUUAAAACUAUUGUUAAGACAUUUAAACCAAAUACGGAAGAAGAUAAACUAAUAAUACGACGUGCUAAAGGCAGAUUUGCAUACUGGAAUAAAAAAGAUGGCGAGGAUAUAUGCUGCAAAAAUAAUCGUCAAAAUAAAGAUAGCAACAAAUAUUCUCCACCAUCAAAUUGGUCACAAUGAAAAAUCUUAUAUGGAUCAAUGUGGAGAUGAGAAUAAUGCAUAAAAUAAUUUUAAAAUUAUAAAUAUGUUUUAAUUUUGAAAUUUAUAAUUCCUUGUAUUUUAUAAUAAUACUGUA